Messenger RNA from Trichechus manatus latirostris (Florida manatee), 1876 nucleotides. It is a transcript of the gene PNLDC1, whose product is annotated as PARN like ribonuclease domain containing exonuclease 1. Lineage: Eukaryota; Metazoa; Chordata; Mammalia; Sirenia; Trichechidae. Bases 1 to 1596 code for a protein of 531 amino acids. Gene Ontology annotation, biological process: nuclear-transcribed mRNA poly(A) tail shortening. The transcript has 19 exons. Gene Ontology annotation, molecular function: RNA binding; poly(A)-specific ribonuclease activity. The record is from RefSeq and is a predicted model, not a curated record. Gene Ontology annotation, cellular component: endoplasmic reticulum; cytoplasm.
AUGGACGUGGGCGCCAAGGAGUUUGAGCAGGUUUUGCCCCUGCUGCAGGAGCUGGUCCUCGGCGCGGACUUCGUGGGUCUGGACAUAGAGUUCACCGGCCUUCGCUCCAACCUCUCCGGGCCCGAGCAGAUCAGCCUGUUUGAUUUGCCAUCGGAGUGGUAUCUAAAGACCCGGCAGAGUGUCCGGCAAUUUACAAUCUGUCAGAUUGGGUUGUCUGUGUUUUCCAGUGUCAAAGGAGAGUCCAACAAGUAUGUAGCCCAUUCGUGUAACUUCUUUCUCUUCCCUACAACGUUUGGGAUUUUGGAUUCAGAAUUCUCUUUCCAGGCUUCUAGUGUUCAAUUCUUGAAUCAGUAUGGCUUUGACUAUAACAAGUUUCUCAAAAAUGGAAUCCCAUAUAUGAAUGAAGAACAGGAGAAGAAAAUUAAACAUAGUAUCCUGAGCGGGAACUGGAGAGUUCGCAGUUCUUUGGAUAAAGACCAAAUCAAGGUGGUAAUUGACAAAGUGACGCGGUGGCUGGCCCUGGCGGAGGAAGGCGAUUGGAUGACUCUCCCUGGCAUCGCUGGAUUCCAGGCCUUUGAGGUCCAGUUAGUACUGCGGCAAGCCCUCUCCAACGUCUGGACGGUCCUGAAGGACCAAGUGGUGACAGUGAAGAAAGUGAGUAAACAACAUCGCUGGUGUCUCGAGAACACUUCUUGUGAGCGAGAGAGCUGUUGGAAGGAGAAGAUUCUUCUCUCUGCAAGGGGGUUUUCUGUCUUUUUCCAGAUGCUGGUGAAAGCCCAGAAGCCAUUAGUGGGACAUAACAUGAUGAUGGAUCUGCUGCAUCUUCACGAGAAGUUCUUCAGGCCUCUCCCAGAAAGCUACGAUCAGUUUAAGCUGAAUAUCCGUCACCUGUUUCCUAUUCUCAUUGACACGAAGACUGUCACAAAGGAUAUCUGGAAGGAACUGAAUUUCCCAAGGGUUUCAAAUCUUUCAGAAGUUUAUGAAGUCCUUAACAGUGACUUGAACCCCACUAAGAAUUCUGGACCCGUGAUUGUUCAUGCAAGCAAGUGUGAAAAGUACGUUGAAACCAAGUGCCCCCACGAAGCAGCUUAUGACGCCUUCCUCUGUGGGUCAGUUCUUUUGAAAGUGGCUCACUUGCUUCUACAGAGAGUACAGGGCAGCUGUUCCACAUCGGAGCCCUCCUUCCCCCAGUACCUGGACGUGCUGGCCCCUUACGUGAACCAAGUGAAUCUGAUCCGAGCUGGGGUCCCUAAAAUCAAUUUUUCUGGUCCGGAUUACCCCAGUGUCCGACCUCCCAUCCUCAUCCUCAGUGUCAAGAGGUGGCCGGGGGUCACUGAGCAGCAGGUCUACCGGGAGUUCCAGAACCUCUGCAAGUUUGACGUCAGGCGCCUCACACGGAGCCAGUUCUUGCUUCUGACCAAUAAGUUUAAGGAUGCUCGGAAUGUCUUAAAGGAAUACAGAUGUCACCCCGACCUCCAGGUGUCCCUGUAUCGGUAUUGGAGACAUUCGCCAAACAUCAACUGCUUGUUACAGGUCUGUGGCAUAAUCAGCACGUGGGCCCUGGUGGCGUUUGUUCUUGGAAGACCCAGUGCCUGAACACAGCAUGGCUGCUGCCCGCUUGCCCUCCCAGGACACCCGUCUGGGGCUGGCUUUGUGGGAAUCACAUUCCAUCUGCAGAUGCCACUGUCCAGUGCUUCCUUGGGAUUUUGUGAUGUUCUGAAUGUGAUAUUCUGUAAAUACUCUCAAUGAUAAAGAAAUCCUUGGAUGGGUUACCUUUAUUUGUGGCCAACACUUUUCUUUCUCUAAGAGAUUGGGAAGAAGUCCCCACCUCUGGGGAAUUGAGCCAGUUUUCCAGAGUGUUUUACGAACUGAUAAU